AUGUCGAGUACAAAAAGGAAGAAAGAACAGCAAAAGAAAAAUCGAGCCCAAAAGCGGCCACCGCCCCAGGGUCUCCGCCUCCGCCCGUCCGCUCGUUCAAUUGUCCCCCCCACCUUGAGCUUCCGCCUUGAGCUUUCCGCCUUGUUCAACCAGACCGUCAUGGGCGUAGAUCGACGAGAUCCAGAUGGCGAUUCUGAAAUGGCCUCCUCAGUAGGCUCAGUCCACUCUGACUCCGAUAAUCCUGACCACGGAGCCCGCACACCCACGCGCCUCGCACAAUCCUCGGCAGUCGCCGCCGCAGAGCUCUCUCCGCCAGGCCAAACGGACAAAGAGGCAUCAGGUGCUGCGAUUGCAAAGCAAGCCGCGGAAUGGAAGACCAAGGCUGAGUCCCAGCGGGCAUGGGAGCAUGUCAUUGAUCGGGACUUCACGCUUGAUCAAUUUGGAGACCCUUUCGAUGAGCGCGAUAUGCAAUAG
Messenger RNA from Penicillium chermesinum, 474 nucleotides. RefSeq lists its product as uncharacterized. NCBI's taxonomy places the organism in Eukaryota, Fungi, Ascomycota, Eurotiomycetes, Eurotiales, Aspergillaceae. The transcript has 4 exons. The record is from RefSeq and is a predicted model, not a curated record. The coding region runs from base 1 to 474 and encodes 157 amino acids.